Messenger RNA from Salarias fasciatus (jewelled blenny), 7681 nucleotides. Its product is annotated as neural-cadherin-like. Bases 1 to 7596 code for a protein of 2531 amino acids. Gene Ontology annotation, molecular function: calcium ion binding. Gene Ontology annotation, biological process: homophilic cell-cell adhesion. The transcript is spliced from 37 exons. The record is from RefSeq and is a predicted model, not a curated record. Gene Ontology annotation, cellular component: cell-cell junction; plasma membrane. NCBI's taxonomy places the organism in Eukaryota, Metazoa, Chordata, Actinopteri, Blenniiformes, Blenniidae.
AUGACCCUCAGAUCCAGAGGCGACGGGCGUUUCGAGGUGGACCGGAAGAACGGCCAGGUCCGGACCACGGGUCUUCCCCUGCAGCGGGACCGGGAGUACCUGCUGACCGUGGUGGCCGCCGACAGGCUGGGCAGCCGCAGCGCCCCCGCCGUCCUAAAACACCCCGAAGGACAACCCUUCCUGGUCACACCAGCCGUGUCCUUCCAGAAGAAACCAAUCACCUACAGCCUCCUCAUCAAUCCCAGCAGCCUCUUCUCCAUCUCAGCCGAGACGGGUGAAAUCAGCCUGACUCGCCCCAUCGACUACGAGAGCGACCAGCACCGCUACUUGCUGUUGGUGCGAGCCAGCGAGGGAGUGGAGAGCAUGAGCAGCGCAGCCGAGGUACGAGUUGUUAUUGUGGAUGAAAACGACUGCAUUCCAGAAUUCCUCCAGUCGAUUUACAGCAAGGACGGCGUGCCGGAGACCGUCACGACAGCGACCUCCCUGCUGCAAGUGUCAGCUAACGACUGUGACUCAGAGGAGAAUGCAGAGUUGACUUAUUACACCCUGAGUCCGGACUUCACCAUCUCGCCUCAUGGGACCAUCUUCCCGGCGGGACCACUGGAUUAUGAGAGACCGAACCACCUCUACGAAUUUGUUGUUAUGGCCAUCGACAAAGGGGAGGUCCCUCGCACUGGCACCGCCACCGUCCGCAUCAGGAUGGCCAACGUCAAUGAUGAGGCUCCGGAGUUUUCCCAACAUAUAUAUCGAACGUUUGUCUCGGAGGACGCGGGGCCCAACACGCUGGUUGCCACGGUGCUGGCCAAGGACCCCGAUGGAGACGGGAUCACCUAUAAGAUCACAACGGGAAACGAUGAAGGGAACUUCGUCAUCGACAGCCAGAAAGGUCUGAUCCGGCUGCGCUCCAGCCCGCCUCCCCGCCUCCAGGGUGUUGAGUACGUCCUUAACGUCACGGCCACGGACGACAACGCCUCAGGCGGCCCGCAGGCCCUGUCGUCCACGGCCCAGGUCGUCGUCGGAGUGGACGACGUGAAUAACAACAAGCCCGUCUUCGAGAAGUGUCAGCAGUAUCGGGAGAGCACCUCGGUCCUGGAGAACCAGCCAGCGGGGACGUUCGUUCUGCAGGUCCACGCCGUGGACGCCGACGAGGGCUCCAACGGCAGGGUCACGUAUGGCUUCAUGCACAAGGACUCCACCGUGCCGGCGUUCAGCAUCCACCCAGAUACAGGGGUAAUUGUGACAGCCAGGAAAUUUGAUCGUGAACGCCAGCGGGAGUACGCAGUGACAGUGACAGCGACUGACCAGGCGGCUGACCCCCUGAUUGGCAUUUGUCAGCUCAACAUCCUCAUCUUGGACCAGAAUGACAACAGCCCAAAGUUUGAGAACCUCCGAUAUGAAUACUUCCUUCGUGAGGACACGAUGAUCGGAACAAGCUUCCUGCGAGUGGCGGCUCACGAUGACGACUUUGGCACCAACGCAGCCAUCACUUACUCCAUGUCGGAGGAACAGCCGGAGUACCUCAGGGUCAACCCUCUAACAGGCUGGGUGUAUGUAAACCAGCCCAUCUCGCAGAGAACUUACAUCACCAGGGAAAUCGUGGCCACGGACGGCGGAAACAGGAGCAGUUCGGUGGAGCUGGCGGUCACCAUCACCAACGUGAAGAACCAGCCUCCGCAGUGGGAGAAGGACAGCUACAGCGUGGUGAUACCGGAGAACACCGUGCGAGACACGCCCAUCGUGACCAUCAAGGCCACGUCUCCGCUGGGGGAUCCCAGGGUCACCUACAAUCUGGAGGACGGGAUGGUGCCGGAGACCAACAUGCCGGUUCGCUUCUACCUGACCCCCAACCGGGAGGACGGCUCGGCCUCCAUCCUGGUGGCCGAGCCGCUGGACUACGAGACCACCAGGAACUUCAUGCUGCGGGUUCGAGCUCAGAACGUCGCCGCUGUGCCGCUGGCUGCCUUCACCAUGGUGUACAUCAACGUCACAGAUGUCAAUGACAACGUGCCGUUCUUCACGUCCUCAAUCUACGAGGCUUCCAUCACCGAGGGGGCCGAAUCAGGGACUCUGGUUUUUCAGGUUUCAGCCAACGACAUGGACCUGGGUCUCAACGGGAAGAUCUCCUACUCCCUGCUGGAGGAUCGCAGUGGAGACCAUCAGUACUUCCGGAUCGAGCCAGAGUUGGGCUUCAUCUACUCUCAGACGGUGUUCGACCGUGAGACCAAAAGCUCCUACCUGUUGGAGGUUCAAUCUGUGGACGGCUGGGAGUCGGCACGGCCCGGGAAGCACGGGCAGCCCAACUCAGACACGGCCUACGUCCGUGUUUUCAUCAGCGACGUGAACGAUAACAAGCCCGUGUUCGCUCAGGCGUCCUACGAGGUCGACGUGGAUGAGGACGCCGACAUCGGCUUUGCGAUUCUAACAGUGAGCGCCAACGACGGGGAUGAAGGUGGAAAUGCAAAGCUUCGCUACCAGAUCACAUCGGGAAACACAGGAGGAGUGUUUGAUGUGGAACCAGAAGUCGGCACCAUCUUCAUCGCCCAGCCGCUGGACUAUGAACAGAACAAACGGUACAAGCUUCAUGUCCUGGCCUCAGAUGGGAAGUGGGAGGAUUACACCACCGUGACGGUGAACGUGGUGAACAAGAACGACGAGGCUCCGGUGUUCACUGUGAACGAGUACUACGGCAGUGUGACGGAGGAGCUGGACGGCUCUCCAGUGUUUGUCUUACAGGUAACGGCGUCCGAUCCGGAUAAGGAUGCUGACCAGGAGGCCCUGCGUUACUCCCUCCACGGCCAGGGAGCAGAGAGCGAAUUCAUAAUAGAUGAGGUCACGGGGAAGAUCUACGCCCAGCGGACCCUGGACCGGGAGGAGCGUGCCGUUUGGCGUUUCGUGGUCCUGGCUACAGAUGAGGGCGGCGAGGGUCUGACGGGCUUCACGGACGUCAUCAUCAACGUGUGGGACAUCAACGACAACGCGCCCGUCUUCACCUGCGCCCCCAGCUGCCACGGAGACGUGACGGAGAACUCUGCGGCGGGGACGUCGGUGAUGGAGAUGACGGCGACCGACCUGGACGACUCUGCCGUGGGCCAGAACGCCGUGCUCUCCUACCGGAUGGUCGGCAUUUUAGAUGGCACCAACGCCGAGGUGGGAGGAGUGCCCACCUUCACAGAGAUGUUCGCCAUCAACCCCACCACGGGGACCAUCACCGUGGGCAUGGGGGGCCUGGACAGGGAGCAGGUGGAGUCCUACCUCUUGCUAGUGGAGGCCAGGGACGGCGGCGGGAUGACGGGAACUGGAACCGUCACCGUUCAGAUUAAAGACGUGAACGAUCACGCGCCGAGAUUCACCGAUCACUCCUGCCAGGCGAGGAUCUCUGAGAACGCAGAGCCGAAUGCAGAGGUCCUGGAGCUGGCUGCAGAGGACAGAGACACUGGAGAAAACGCCCAGCUGACCUUCAGCGUGGUGGCUGGGGACCAGGAGCAGAAGUUCUUCAUGGUCAGCCACAAGCAGGAGCAGCGCGGAACCCUGCGGCUCAAGAAGCGGCUGGACUACGAGCGGCACAGCGAGCAGAGGUUCAAUCUGACGCUGAAGGUGGAGGACCUGGACUUCUCCAGCCUGCUGCACUGUGUGGUGGAGGUUGAGGACUAUAACGAUCACGCUCCAGUCUUCAUCCCACACUUCCUGUCGCUCGCCCCGCUCCCCGAGGACAUCAGCGUGGGAACCAGCGUGGCCCGUUUGGUAGCCAGCGACUCGGACUCGGGCCAGAACCGAGACAUCACCUACAGCCUGUCCGAGGACUCUGACUCUGAGGGCCUGUUCACCGUGGACCAGUCGGGAGUGCUCUCGGUGGCCCGGCCUCUGGAUCGGGAGAAGACGGCGCAGCAUCACCUGGUCAUCGUCGCCACGGAUCACGGCGUUCCGCCCCUGUCCGGCAGCGCCACGGUUCAGCUUCCACUGCUGGAUGUGAACGAUAACGGGCCGGAGUUCGAAGCCGUGUACGCACCGGUCGUGUUUGAGAAUGUGGCGGGACCACAGGUGGUGAGAAUGAACCAAACCUCCACCCUCCUCCGAGCCGUCGAUCUGGACUCUGCGGAGAACGGCCCGCCCUUUCACUUCACCGUGCCGUCCGAGUACCGCCACAGCAACGACUUCUACCUCCAAGACAACCUCAACGGCACGGCCACGCUCACGGCCCUGAGGACCUUCGACCGCGAGCGCCAGAAGGAGUUCCUCAUACCCAUCGUCAUGAGCGACAGCGGGCGUCCCGCCAAAACCGUGACCAGCACCCUGACCGUGACCAUCGGCGACCAAAACGACCACGCGCACGUGGCGGGCGAGAAGAAGAUUUUCAUCAACAGUCACAGAGGCCGCAUGCCGACCACAGUGCUCGGGAAGGUCUACUCUCCCGACCCCGAUGACUGGGACAAUAAGACGUAUGUCUUUGAAGGCCACGUGCCGAGCUACUUCAUCCUGAACAAGCGAACAGGUUUCCUGAUCAUCAAGGAGAACGCCCCGCCCGGGACGUACCAGUUUCAUGUCCGCGUGUCGGACGGGAUUUGGCCGGACGCCGUCUCCACCAUCACCAUACACGUGCGGGAGCUGCGAGACGACGCCAUCUACAACUCGGGAUCCCUGCGUCUGGCAGACAUCACUGCGAAGGAGUUCAUCGAGCUGCGGGGGAAGCACCGGAGCCGCUACGAGCUGCUCGUGGACUUCCUGUCCGAGAUGCUCUCUGUGCCGCCCGACGACGUCAACAUCUUCAGCCUGAUCGACGGGAAGGAGCGAAUGCUCGACGUGCGUUUCGCCGUGCACGGCGGGCCGUCCUUCCUCCAGCCGGAGAAAAUCCAUGGCUACCUGGCGGCGCACAAACAGAAGCUGCAGUCCUUCCUCCAGGUCAGCGUGUCCCAGGUGCGGGUGGACGAGUGUCCCGGCUCGGACUGCGCCAGCUCGGGAGGCUGCACCAGCGUCCUCAACGUGCGUGACACGCCCACCGUGGUGGAUUGCGGGACCAUGAGCCUGGUGUCGGUGACGGUGGAGUCCUCGGCCGUGUGCUCCUGCCCGGGCAGAGAGCAAACCCAUCAGCCCUGUGCCGCAUAUCCCAGAAACCCCUGCUUCAACGGCGGAGUGUGUGUGGACACGCAGCACGGAUACAGGUGCCAGUGCCCGGCUCAGUUCGAGGGGCCUGAAUGCCAGCAGAACAAGCACAGUUUCCAAGGCAACGGCUAUGCCUGGUUUCCUCCCAUGAUGCCCUGCUUCGAGAGCCACGUGUCGCUGGAGUUCAUCACAGACGUGGCCGACGGACUGCUGCUGUACAGCGGGCCGCUGGCCCAGCUGCAGGCCUGGGACCAUGAGGACUUCAUGGCUCUGGAGCUAAUAGAUGGGACCCCCACCUUGAAAAUCAACCACGGCUCGGGCACAGUGGUGCUUCAGUUGCCAGGCAACGUGAACGUAGCAGACAGACGUUGGCAUCGGCUGGACGUCCACAGCAACAGCAAGGAAGUGCGCUUCACCUUGGAUCGAUGUUCGGGCGCAGCGGUGAUGGAGAUGGAGGGUCUGGGCAGCUGGUUGACCACCGAGGACCACUCGUCAUGUGAAGUGACGGGUGUGACGCCCAACACUGACAGACAUCUGAACAUGAGUCAAGUGCUCCAGCUCGGCGGUGUCAACGAGGACAUUCCCUACAUCUAUCCCCAACUCCAGCACAAACACUUCACUGGCUGCAUCCGCAACCUCAUCGUGGACAGCAAGCUGUAUGAUUUGGGCUCCCCGGCUGACUCUCAGUCCAGCUCUCCAGGCUGCUUGACCACUGAUAGCAGCUGUGUCAACAUGGGCUAUCCAUCCUGUGGCCACCGGGGUCGCUGUCACGGAGAGUGGGGCUCCUUCAGCUGCCAGUGUGUGCCGGGAUACACGGGACACCAGUGUGAAGAAGAGGUCCCACAGUAUUCCUUCGAUGGCCACAGUCACGUGCAUUACCAGCUGGCGUCCCCGCUGCCGGCCCGGAGGACCUGGAUCCAGGUCCUGAUUCGAACCCGGAAGCACAGCAGCAUCAUCCUCAGCCUGAUCUCCAAGGAGCAGAGUGAAUACCUGCGACUGGAGAUCUUCCAGGGCCUCCUCUGCGCCUUCUACAACCUUGGAGACGGAGACUACAACCUCACCUUACCCACCUACCGCCUCGACAACGGCGAGUGGCACGAGGUCUUCCUGGACCGGCACGACAACGAGAUGACGCUGCGGCUGGACGGAGGCGGCGGGCAGCGCGAGGUUACGGGACUGCGGGGGCGGAGCAGGGAGAUCGUCAUCGACCCCACAGCGGUCAUGCUGGGAAACACCUUUCCUUCAGGGAUCAACAAGAGCUUUCAAGGCUGCGUGAGGGACCUACGCCUCAACGGUCGCUACAUGCCGCUGGACGGCCAGCCACGAGACGGGGUCUCCCAGGUCAGCGUGCAGGGACUGACUGCCGGCUGCUCUUCCGACUCCUGCAAGCGGAACCAAUGUAGCCCACCCUUCACCUGCGUCGACUUGUGGAGAGUGCACGAAUGCAGGUGUCCUCCCGGUCACAUGAUCCGUGUCAACGGGACUAAGAAGUCCUGCGUCUACACGCUGUGCGCCACGCGGCCCUGCCACCGCGGGACCUGCGUGGCCCAGUCGCCCACCAAGUUCACCUGCCACUGCCCGGAGGGCUUCAGGGGCCGCCACUGCGAGACCACGCUGGCGAUCUACAGGGAGGACGUGGGCCUGAGCUUCAGCUCGCUCUUCGCCAUCUGCAUCUGCUUCAUGGCCUUACUGGUGCUGCUGCUGGGGAUCUUCCUCUACACGCGGUGGCGGUCCUACAAGGGCCUGAAGGAGGGCGUCUACCACGUGUCGGCUCACCACGACGGCUGGGAGGACAUCCGCGAGAACGUCCUCAACUACGACGAGGAGGGAGGAGGGGAGGAGGACCAGAAUGCUUACGACAUGGCGGAGCUGCAGAAGUCCCUCCAGCCCAGCCCGGCCCAGUCGGUCCAGUACUGCCGCUCCAGAGCCCUGCACCACCCGCCCCCUCCCCCACACCACCACCACCACCACCACCUCCUCCACCAGGCCCCCCCCGUCCCCCCGUCGGUCCAGCCGCUGGACGCCCUGAGCCGGACUGCCAGCUCCACCACCCUGCCUCCGUCCGUGGCCUCCACCUCCUCGUCCUCCGCCUCCUCCUCUUCCUCCUGCACCACCACCGCCACCACCGCCACGAGCGGCGUGCGGCGCGACGUGCCCCCCACCCGGCUGCCGGCGCAGGGCCAGGCCCGCCCGUCCCAGUUGGCGCGCCGCUCGCUGUCGUUCUCCAGCCAGGACCUGGCCCGCUAUCUGUGCGAGAUCAUCCGCGACGCCGACCAGCACCCGGACACGGGGCCCUUCGACUCCCUGCAGGUCUUCUCCACCGAGGGCGGGGGCUCGCCCGCCGGCUCCCUCAGCUCCUUCAGCUCGGCGGGGCUGGAGGGGGCCGGCGGCGGCGACGGGGGCGUGGAGGCGAGGAGGGAGGAGACUCUGGCGGAGUGGGGGCCUCGCUUCGAGAAGCUGCGGGCGCUGUACGAGCGAGCCGAGGCCAGCGACCUCUGAGCCGCUCCCAGCCCGCCAGUGACUCAGGCCCCCGUAAACGGGUCGCCGCCCCCCCCGAAACUAUCAAUUAGCAGACGCUUAGCGG